This is a messenger RNA of Cavia porcellus (domestic guinea pig), 5166 nucleotides long. It is a transcript of the gene Gorasp1, whose product is annotated as golgi reassembly stacking protein 1. Gene Ontology annotation, biological process: Golgi organization. The record is from RefSeq and is a predicted model, not a curated record. Gene Ontology annotation, molecular function: protein binding. The transcript has 9 exons. NCBI's taxonomy places the organism in Eukaryota, Metazoa, Chordata, Mammalia, Rodentia, Caviidae. The coding region runs from base 2537 to 3628 and encodes 363 amino acids. Gene Ontology annotation, cellular component: Golgi apparatus.
AUAGGUUUUGAAGGGAGCCUCUGUUACCAACGGCUACAAACGUAAGGCAAAUGGUUUCCUAACAGGAGAGCCCGGCUGGCUUUGUGAAUCCAGAGUUGACGACUUUGUGUUUGGGGGUGGGCUUCCUCAUGGCCUGGCACCCACAGAAGCAGUGCAACGCCUGCAUCCCAGAGUUGGGCAGCAGGUUUAAUGGAAGGCAGAGGAAUUCAGGAUACUGGCUGGUGGGGAGGCGAGAUGAUGGUAGGAGUGAGGACAGGAGGCCUAGAGGUCAGAGGAUCAGAGGUCACCCUUCACACCAGUGGUGUCAAGUACCUGCACUGCAGCAGCCAGAGCUGUAGGCACCAGCGACAAAGGAGUGACCAAAACGACACCAUCCUUGUGCACAUGGAACACAUUUGGAUGCCAGUUUGGAGAGAAGGGAAACCAUAAAACAGAUGACAGGCUCUAAGAAUUGUUAACCAGAAAAAAAGCAGUUUAAGGAAGAGUGAUGUGUGGGUGCUGUUUUGGACGCAGUGAUGAUGGUCAGGAAAGGCCUCUGACCAAGUAACUCUGGAGCAGAGGCUUCUGCAGGAAGUGAAGAAUGGACGGCGCCGGUACGGGGGUCAGGUAUCCCAGGUGCAAGGCCCAGAAGGGCCGAGGCCCUGAGAUGGGUGGCACGGGCUUGUUUGAUGAAAUGAAGGAGGUGAGGCCUGGAUGGUGCGUUGGCUUCAGGAGAGAGCAGAGGAGGCCAGACCCCACAGGAUCUCACACGUCCGCGUAUUUAGGAUUUGAUUCUGAGAUGGGGAGCCAUGGAGGUUUGACAUAAUGUGACUCACAUUUUUAAAAACUGAAGAAAAAGUGUGCUGCAUUCUGUCCACAUUGGUAUUCUCACUGUGUACUAGGCACAUCCUUAGCAGACAUAUCAUGGAAGAUCUCAGGAAAAUGACGAUGAUAAGAGCAGUGGUAAAGGGAGGACUCUGGGGUAGAUUUCCUGGCGUCAGAUUACUAAAUUAGUGAGUGUGUUCUCUGUAAAUUGCGGUUAGUACAAGCUGUCAGCCGACCAGCAAGUUUAGUGGUGAACUGACUGUUGAUUUACCAAGGAUCCCUGGGUGGGGGAAGAAUAGGCGGGGGCGUUAGGAAAAGCAGCACUCGUUGGUGGGACUCUGGGGAAAGCUGGAGGGAGGGACAGUGAGCUUUGCAGGAAGGGCUGCAGCAGUGUAUUAUUUCUGCUGUGAAGCCCUAGUGACCACUGACAAGCCCAGAGCCAUGGGAGUGGAGUAUAGCCAGGCAGAGGACAGCGCCACAGCUAGAGAUGCUCACACCUCUGGGGGCUGGGAGGGGGCCAAUCCAAGGGCCUGGGGGCUGAGCCUCAGGACUCGUUAAUGACGGGGACAGCUGACACACACAGCUGAGGAGAGGAGCAACAGCCUUGCCUGAGAGAGGUAGAGUGGUUUGGUAGUGGCCCUGCUCAGGGAGGGGCAUCUCUCAGACCCCACCAAGUUAGCUUUUCAAAAGCUAGGGCAGGCCUCAAAGCUCCCCUGCAGCGGGGCCUGGGGGCAGCUUGCUCUCCAGGUCGGGUAAGUAGGGCCAGAGUUGCUGGCUGGACCCAUCCCGACGGAAGCUGUGGCAGCUUUUGGAGGUAGCAACACUGCCAGGAAGGAGUCCUAAUGCCAGGCACAAAAUGGCUUUGAUUCGGAGGCUCAGCAGUUUGUUCUCUGGGAGCUCUUCUUUAGCUUGGGGAGUCUAGGACUAACAGACUGGGGGGUAUGUGCAUUAGGUGUCUCUUUUCCAGGGGCCUUGUUGACACCUAACCCAAGAUAUCGUCUCAUGUUUACAGCCAGAGGCCCCAGUGCGGGCCAUCUUCAGGGUCCAGGGCCUGGGGACAAAGGCGGUAGUGUCCUGGCGAGGCUUUGUAAAUGGGGCCUUUGAGACAGAUGCCUGCUACAGCCUGCAAAGCCCUGUUGUCCUUGUAGGUCCAGCAUUGAGCUAGAGAGUGGGAAGGAGUAGGGAGCAUCUUGGGCUGUGUGUGGCUCUGAGGAGCUGUUCCUCAGGGCAUGGGGACAGGACAGGGAAGCUUAAUGCGGCAGCCGAGCCCCGGGACCUGCUCUCACCAGCAUGCGUCAGUGGCUCCUGUUGCCUGCUAGGAUGAGCUGGGUCCGCCAGCCAGGUGGCAGGGUCCUGAGGUCCAGCCCCGCCACUGCCCCAGGUGCAGCUCUGGCUGUGUCCCCUGACCUGGGGCUCUCCCUGUCUGCGUCUAAUAUGUUCUGGUGACCUGCCAGCUUUGUCACAGGCCCACCUGCCUCCAGGGGCAGCUGCAUCUGCACAGGCCUCAGUUGGCUAGGCUCCUUGCUGAUUCCUGAUAGCUCCUGAAGUAGCUGUGGGCUGUGAGGCCUCUCUGGAGGUGCAGGAGAACUCCCCAGCGCAGCAGGCGGGCCUGGAGCCUUACUUCGACUUCAUCAUCACCAUCGGGCACUCGCGGCUGAACAAGGAGAAUGACACGCUGAAGGCCCUGCUGAAGGCCAACGUGGAGAAGCCCGUGAAGCUGGAGGUAUUCAGCAUGAAGACCAUGAAAGUGCGUGAGGUGGAGGUGGUGCCCAGCAACAUGUGGGGCGGCCAGGGCCUGCUGGGUGCCAGCGUGCGCUUCUGCAGCUUCCGAAGGGCCAGCGAGCAGGUGUGGCACGUGCUGGAUGUGGAACCAUCUUCGCCAGCUGCCAUGGCUGGCCUGUGCCCCUACGUGGACUACGUGGUGGGCUCAGACCAGAUCCUCCAGGAGUCUGAAGAUUUCUUUUCGCUCAUCGAGUCCCAUGAGGGGAAGCCUUUGAAGCUGAUGGUGUAUAACUCUGAGUCUGAUUCCUGCCGGGAGGUGACAGUAACUCCCAACGCAGCCUGGGGUGGCGAGGGCAGUCUGGGCUGUGGUAUUGGCUAUGGGUAUCUACAUCGGAUCCCAACCCAGACCCCCAGUCACAAGAAGCCACCUGGUGCCUCGUUGCCUGGUGCCUUGGCAUCUCUACCCGAUGUCCCAUCACCGGUGUCCAUCCCUCAGGACUCUCCUGGCCAGGAGAUGGGUUCCAGGCAGAGUGACUACAAGGAGGCCAUACUACAGGUUCCUGGUUCUUUCAUGGAGAGACAGCUCCCUGGGGCUGAGAGUUCCAGCCAUAGUACCCCAGACUUUGGGGGACUUCCGUGUUCCAUGGAGAGUCCUCUUCAGCCUCCACCUCCAGUGCAGCGAGUCAUGGACCCAGGCUUCCUAGAUGUGUCAGGCCUCUCCCUGCUGGACAGUGGCAAUGCCAGCGUGUGGCCCAGCCUGCCCUCUUCCACGGCCGUGUCAGUCUCAGGACCGGAGGACAUCGGCUCCAGCAGCAGUUCUCACGAGCGGGGUGGUGAAGCCACGUGGUCUGGGUCGGAGUUUGAAGUCUCAUUCCCGGACAGCCCUGGAGCCCAGGUCCAGCCAGACCACUUGCCUCAGCUGACUCUUCCCGACAGCCUCAGCUUUGCAGCCUCGCCAGAAGAUGGACUGUCUGCAGAGCUGCUGGAAGCGCAGACUGAAGAGGAGCCUGUAGGCACGGAUGGCUCAGAUAUCAGGGGAGAGGCCAGCCGGCCGGCCACCCCGGCCCAGGUCUCUACCCCAGAACCACACUCGGGGCUGUAACAGGCGCUGAGGUUAUUUCACUAGCUCUGUGCCAGGCCCAGCCCUGUAUUGCAGAGAUCUUGCUGGCAGAGGCUCUGGGGUCUGCUCAGAGCCUGCUUCUGGUCUCAAGGAGAUGACCUUAUGGUGGUCUUCCCGCUUGGUGGUCCUGGGUUGAAUGGUUUUAAAGGGGAUUUUGGUAGUGUAGGGCUAUGAGCAGUGCCCAACUUCGGUGUUUCACAAGAGCUGGGCUAGGGGCGGCACAUGCAGCCUGGUGGGUAAUAACAGGAGGCUGUGCACCUUAGAAUAUUCCUGUCAUGUCGUGGGGCUCUCCGGGAGGCAGCAGGCCCAGUCACGACCAGUGUGAAGAUGGGGUAAGUGAGGAAGGGGCCAAAGUGGCCACAUGGCCUUGUAGGGAUGGCCCUGACCAUUCCUGUACAGUUCACAGUUCCAUCUGUACUGGGAGGGACCCCAAGCUUCAGGAUCCCCUUAUCUUGUCCCAGUCACCGAUUCCUUCACCGCUGGCCUUAUCUUUAGGCUACAGUGCAACCAACGGCUCAGGCUGGCUGAUGCCAGUCUGCACCAAGGAGAGGCUGCCCUUGCCCACCCCUGUCCUUCAGCAGAGGAGCCCUGUGGUCAGGUCUUCUUCCUCUGGCUUAGGAGUGAGCUCACAUCUAGUGUUCCCAGUGGUGACUCCUGUUAGCUCCCAAACAUAAACAGCAAUCGCCCCUGAAUGUGCAAGGUGCCCUGCCAACCACACCAGUGCAGAAUUACAACUUUUAGCCCACCGUUCUGAGCGAACUCCAGGCCAGCUCACCUUGACCAGGCUUCUGCAGAACCCCAGCCCCAGAAGGAAAGUAGGGCCUGGACAAGAGGGCUACGGGUCUCGCUGUUCUUCUCUGUAGUGUGGGGGAAGCUGCUCCCCACCCCAAGUGCCUUUGGAUGGCCCCUCAUCAACGGGAGUCCUCUGCUGUUGGCUGCAGCCCCUCACUCCCAGGCACUGCCUGCCUGUUAAUUACCAGGAUCCCAAGAAUGCUGCUUCUGGCCUUGUCUAGUAAGGCCUCAGUGAAGUCUCAUAGUUAUGGUACUUUUUGUGAUGUGUACACACAGCAAACUACAGGCGCCAAGGCCCCAAACUAGCAAACACUACGUUCCAAGCACUGUGACUGCUUUUGAAGCCAGCCCUUGUCAAGCCUACCAGAGCAGCGGGCAGGUGCAGAACAGUGAGGCUGUGUGCUGGGUUGUCCAGGAGUCCAGUGCAGCUCUGCAGGAAUGCAGGGCGCGGGAUGGAGUGGCCACAGGCCUGUGCAGCGCCUGUGGCCUGCGCUGACCGUCACUGGCAGGCUCUGGCUCUUCCCUGCUUUUACCUUACCCCGUCCACCUGGGGUGAAGUGGCUACCUACGCUGCUUAUUCCCAGGGUGAACCUGAGACUGCAGGCUUUUGCUGUCACCCACUAUCAAGGAAAACAGCAACUAAAAAAGAAGUGUACUACACUUUGAUGUAUUUAACUAAAUUCUUUAUUCUGUACAACUGUGAAAUACAGGUUUUUACCCUUUUGGCA